AGAGAAAGUGAGGAGAGUUCUCUGGGGGAAAGAGCUAUACACCUUCUGAGAUAAAGGGAUACUCUCCUGCUCUGCGCCUCCUUUCCGUCCUCUAACAACUGCAGAAGGUCACUCCGGAAUACAGGGACCGUGGGUCGCACUUAUCAGGCGCCAUAUGCACACGCGCUCUUAAUUGGCAGCUGUGGGAGCACGCGCAGAGUGUCGUGCGUAAAGCCCGGUGUGCGUGAAGCAGGUGUCCAGCGGAGGGUCGGCGUGACCAGGUAGCGUGCUCCGUGAUGGAGCCCAAACAUAGACCUAUGUGGACCCUGAUGCAUCAUACGUGGCUGCUGUUGCUGCUGGUGACGCUCCCCUCAUCCAGGGCAGUGAACCUGGUGGAUGUGCUCAAGGUGCUGGAGCUCUCAGAGGAUAUGGAGGGCGUGUCCCUGGAGGCCGGCCUGUGCACCAGCCGCUCAGACCAAGAUGUGACUGACCUGUCCUAUAAGAUUGACAAGAAGAUCCAGCUCAGUGCUCCCACUAAGCAGCUCUUCCCUGAUUCCAGGUUCCCAGUGGACUUCUCAGUGAUGACUACAGUGCGACCGGUCAAGGGCUCUCAGGUUUUCCUCUUCUCCCUCUAUGACCCUCAGGGCACACAGCAGCUAGGUGUGGAGCUGGCCCGCUCUCCUGUCUUUCUAUAUGAAGACCAUAACGGCCAGCCUAGCCCAGACAUGUAUCCCAUCUUCAGGAAAGUCAGUCUGGCUGAUGGAAAGUGGCACAGAGUGGCCUACAGCGUGGAGGGCCAGUCGGUGACUUUGUACCUGGACUGUGUCAAAGUUGAGACUCUGGAGCUGCUGCGAGGCCCUGACCCCCAUGUCAGCACUGAGGGGGUCAGUGUGUUUGGGACACGCCUGCUGGACGAAGCUGUCUUUGAGGGAGAAAUCCAGCAGCUGUUGAUGGUGGACGACCCCCGAGUGGCCGAGACCUACUGCCAGGACUACAUCCCAGACUGUGACCGCCCUCUGCCUUACAACUCCAUCUUGGUGGAGCCAGAGGAGCUGGAGCGAGUGCCAAAGAAACGUGUCGUGGAGGAGUUUGAGGAGUUUGACUAUAGUGACCUCUAUGAUGACCUCUCUGUCUCCACGGUGACUGUGGGUCCCAAUAUCACUGAGUAUGAGAUUGUGGAGUAUGAAGACUACGACAACUCCACAGACUACUACCAAGUCCAUGAGUAUGAGUACGAGGAGGAGCACGAAGGCCGCCAUGGACCUGCCGAGAGGGAACAGGCUUACAUCCUGGGCCUAGAGAAUAUUCCAGAAAAAGGAGAGAAGGGAGAGCCAGCUGUGUUUGGAGCGGGGACACAAAUUGUGGGACCUGCUGGGCCCGAGGGUCCUCAGGGAGAAUCUGGUCCAACUGGAGUCACUGGACCUGUGGGACCUCGAGGAGAUCCUGGUGAACUGGGCCCUCCAGGUCGGCCCGGUCUGAGUGGAGCUGAUGGGAUCCCUGGUCCACCAGGAAACAUCAUGCUCAUACCAUUCCAGUCUGGUGGUGACCCAAAGACAGGAACUGUGGUGUCAGCCCAGGAGGCCCAGGCCCAGGCCAUUCUGCAACAGACCAAGCUUGCUAUGAAGGGGCCUCCAGGACCACUUGGACUAAGGGGGCGUCCCGGGCCACUGGGAGCUCCAGGCCCUUCAGGGCUCAAGGGGAGCAAUGGAGAGAUGGGGCCAGCUGGUCCUCCUGGACUUACAGGCAUUCCAGGUCAGAACGGACGACCAGGAAAAAGGGGCCGUUCGGGGUCUGACGGCGGGAGAGGGGCUAUCGGAGAGCCAGGAGCAAAGGGGGACCGAGGCUUUGAUGGACUGCCAGGUCUUCCUGGGAACAAAGGACACAAGGGAGACAGGGGGAAACCCGGGCCUGUGGGGCCUCCUGGCCUCUUAGGGGAGAAGGGGUCAGAGGGGCCACCCGGUCCAAGAGGAGCUCCAGGUGAUGCUGGUGCCAGAGGUCUGACUGGACCCAGGGGUCGACCGGGCCCCCCAGGACAGCCUGGUGUCCGCGGAAUAGAUGGGGUCCAAGGCUCAAAAGGAAACAUUGGAGCUCCUGGAGACAUCGGAGCACCAGGACAGCAAGGAAACCCUGGCAUCCUGGGCUUUCCCGGUCCUCAGGGACUGGUGGGACAUCCAGGAGAAAAGGGCCCUCAGGGAAAGAAAGGGAUGCCCGGCUUACCAGGAAACGACGGGCCACCAGGCCAUCCUGGAAGAGAGGGCACGGCUGGAGAGAAAGGGCUGCCUGGCACAGCAGGAGUACAGGGGCCUGUGGGAUACCCUGGUCAACGUGGAGUUAAGGGAGCAGACGGACUGAGAGGACUAAAGGGCAGCAAAGGGGAGAAGGGAGAGGAUGGUUUUCCGGGGGCCAAGGGGGAGAUGGGUGCAAAGGGAGAUGUUGGAGAUAAUGGACUUCUUGGAGCUCGUGGAGAGGACGGACCAGAGGGCCCUAAAGGCCAAAUGGGCCCUCAAGGAGAGGCCGGUGCUGCGGGUACUUCUGGUGAGAAGGGUAAACUAGGGGUGCCGGGGUUGCCAGGUUAUCCAGGGCGCCAGGGACCAAAGGGCUCUGAUGGCUUUCCUGGAGUAAUUGGAGCUGCAGGAGAAAAGGGCAAAAAAGGUCCUGGAGGCCAGCAGGGCAGUGCAGGACAAAGGGGCCCAAACGGUGCCAGAGGGGCCAGAGGAGCACGAGGGCCCACGGGGAAGUCUGGGGACAAGGGUGCAUCCGGAAAUGACGGGCCCCCAGGAUCUCCUGGUGAAAGGGGACCUCAAGGACCACAAGGCAGAAAUGGGGAGCCAGGACCUAAAGGAUCUCCUGGUCCCGCUGGAAAAGAUGGCCUUCCAGGGCACCCUGGGCAAAGAGGAGAACCGGGAUUCCAAGGCAAAACCGGACCCCCAGGGCCUUCUGGUGUGGUGGGACCACAGGGGAAGUCUGGCGAGCCAGGCCCUCCGGGAGAUCGGGGCCAUCCAGGGGCGCCUGGCGUGCCUGGAGAGCAUGGUUUGCCUGGUGUGGCUGGAAAAGAAGGUGGAAAGGGAGACCCAGGGUUACCAGGGACAGCAGGGAAAAAUGGCCCAGCAGGAUUGAAGGGAUUUAGAGGAAGUAGAGGAGCUCCGGGAGUCAUGGGUCCUCCAGGACUGAAAGGAGGCUCUGGACCUAAUGGACUGCCAGGAGCUAUUGGAGCGACAGGUGAAAGGGGCCCUCCGGGACCUGCAGGGGCCAUAGGUCAGCCAGGACGGGCUGGAGCCAUAGGAGGACCAGGACCCAUGGGAGAGAAGGGGGAACCUGGCACCGGCGGACCCAUUGGACCUGCAGGUCAGGAUGGAGAGCAGGGUCCUGUGGGCAUGCCCGGGGCAACAGGCCCCGCAGGACCCCCUGGAGAUGAUGGAGAUAAGGGAGAGCAUGGUGGACCUGGACAGAAAGGCAGCAAAGGAGACAAAGGAGAAGCUGGACCUCCAGGGCCUGCAGGGCCUCAGGGGCCUGUCGGGCAGUCUGGACUUCCUGGGGUGGAUGGACUGUCUGGUCCAAGGGGGCAGCAGGGCAUGUACGGGCCAAAAGGAGAUGAGGGUCUGCGGGGUUUUAAAGGCUCUCGAGGACCCAUUGGUUUACAGGGAAUGCCAGGGACCCCCGGAGAGAAAGGCGAGAGUGGACAUGUUGGACUCAUGGGUCUUCCAGGUCAACAAGGCCCUGUUGGCUCUCAAGGUCCAAUAGGGGGACAGGGUCCACCGGGACGCGCAGGCAUGAUCGGGCAGCCUGGCAUUGUUGGAGAAAAGGGUGAGGACGGAGAGGCUGGGGAUCCUGGACCUGUGGGCUUGGCUGGAAGGACUGGAGAGAAAGGAGACCAGGGAGAGAAGGGUGAUACCGGUGCACCAGGAGCAGCUGGGCCACCAGGAGCCAGGGGCCCCACAGGAGAAGACGGCCCAAAGGGCAACUCUGGUCCCAUUGGCCUCACAGGAGAUCUGGGGCAGCAGGGAGAGCCUGGGCCUAAUGGUGUGGAUGGUCUGCCAGGUUCUAAAGGAGAUACAGGAGAGCCCGGAAAAGCUGGACCACCAGGAGCUACAGGAGAGCCAGGUCCCCCUGGAGCCCCAGGACGAAGGGGUCACUUGGGAAAACCAGGUCCAGAAGGAAAGCCUGGCGUGAAAGGAGCAAAGGGUGCACUGGGACUGGAGGGGCCUGUGGGAAAGACAGGACCUGUGGGAGGACAGGGCCACCCCGGAAAAUCAGGACCCCAAGGCCUCAGAGGCAUUCCAGGACCAGCGGGCGAACAAGGGCUAAAUGGACCUCCAGGCCAGUCAGGUCCCCCAGGACCUAUGGGCCCACCUGGUUUACCAGGACUGAAAGGAGACCCAGGGAGGAAGGGAGAUAAGGGCCAUGGUGGAUUGAUUGGACUGAUAGGACCCCCAGGAGACAUUGGAGAGAAGGGGGAUCGAGGUCUGCCAGGAAACCAGGGCUUACCUGGAGCCAAAGGAGAGGAGGGUCCAGUUGGACCCCCAGGCCCCCCUGGUCCUCCAGGACCCACUGGUCUUUCUGGUGCCAUUGGUGAAAAGGGAUCCAAAGGGAAUCAGGGUCCCAUUGGCCAAAGAGGGGACAAUGGACCGGCAGGCCCACCAGGACCUCCAGGCCCCGCAGCUGCAGGCAUCUCUCCUCUGCCUCAGCAGGGCCGCAGACGCAGGGCCCAACACUCUGUGGAUGGGGCUGCUCUGGAGGGAGAGGAGGCAGACACCAUCAACGCAGCAGAAGAAAUCCAAGGAGACCAGCCGGAGCAGAGCGGCAAAGCCAUGCAGGAGGUCUUUGCCUCUCUGUCCUCCAUGAAAGUGGAUGUGGAGGGCCUGAGGAACCCACAGGGAACCUACCUGAGCCCAGCCCGCUCCUGUAAAGAGCUAUGGCUGCUACAGCCUCAGCUGCCCAAUGGAGACUACUGGAUCGAUCCAAACCAGGGCUGCCACCGAGAUGCCUUCAAGGUCUUCUGUAACUUCACUGCACAGGGAGAGACGUGUCUGUACCCAGACAAGAAGUUCCAGUCGGUGAAGUUAGCAGCAUGGAAAGGAGAGAAGCCUGGCUCAUGGUACAGUGACUUCAGGAAAGGCAGAAAGUUCUCCUACUCGGGCUCUGAUGGAACUCCAGUCCAUGUGGUGCAGCUCAACUUCCUCAAAUUGCUGAGUGCCACAGCCAAACAGAGCUUCACCUACCACUGCCUCAACUCUGCUGCCUGGCUCAACAGUGCCACCCAAAACCACCAGUAUGCACUGCGCUUCAGAGGGAGUGAUGGAGAGGAGCUCAAACAGGAGAACACGCACUACAUUAAUGCACUGUAUGAUGGCUGUCAGAGUCGCUCGGGACAGGAGAGGACACUGCUGGAGCUGGAUGCUCCUCACUCUAACUCUCUCCCCAUCAUCGACGUGGCCGUCUCGGACUUUGGAAAUGGGAACCAGAAGUUUGGGUUCCAGGUGGGUCCUGUCUGCUUCAAUGGUUAACCUGAGAACAUGACUGUAAGGACACAGAGCCAUGGACACUUUGUACCAGCAGGGAAUGAACUGAAUCCUAUAUUUAUAACAGAUUUACCUUCAGCAGUGUUGUUUUUGCCACAUAAAUACAUGACAGCAGUGAUGUCGUGUUGUACAUAUGAGAUAUACUGUUGAUAUGGAGGUGCUCCCAGUACAGCUUUGGUUCCACCAAGCAGCCUGGUACGAGUCAGUUUAGUGCAGCUGCCUCAUGCAGUGUCCCAGAUUCUCCAGGCCUCCAGGGGGAGCACAGAGCCACGGGCCAUCUGUAUGCUUCUUCAAGCACAAAGAAAACACUGUUCAAUCCAAAACUUCCCUCACACAAAGCUCACACUAACUGCCUUUUGCCCAGAAGAACAUGAAAGGCACACGCAGGUGGCCUCUGUCCAAAACUAGUGCAGCUAGAGUUUAGAGGGUCCAUCUAAACUCCAGCCUCUGACCUCAAUAUAAACGAUUUCACCUCUGCUGUUUUGCUCAUACACACACUAAAGACUAAACCCAUGUAUGUGACAUUUUAAUAGCAUUAUCUACUGUUUCUGGUCAUUUUUUGGCAACGUUAGUGCAAACUAGGUAAAUUUGCAGCUUUCUGG
Molecule: messenger RNA, 6100 nt
Organism: Periophthalmus magnuspinnatus
Lineage: Eukaryota; Metazoa; Chordata; Actinopteri; Gobiiformes; Gobiidae
Product: collagen alpha-1(XI) chain-like
Exons: 66
Coding region: 276-5483 (1735 amino acids)
Molecular function (GO): extracellular matrix structural constituent
Source: RefSeq, a predicted model, not a curated record